Messenger RNA from Striga asiatica, 3309 nucleotides. NCBI's taxonomy places the organism in Eukaryota, Viridiplantae, Streptophyta, Magnoliopsida, Lamiales, Orobanchaceae. The record is from the annotation of a GenBank genome assembly.
AUUUUAUUUAUUUUUUUCACGUUUUCUUUUGGUUCAGUGAGGCAUAAAUUGUGUGCAAAAAGCCAAAUAACGCUCUAACCCACUCACUAUCCCACGACCACCAUUACACACACUCACACACUGCAACUAACUGCGUUAAAUUUUCCAGAUUCCUAUAUUUUCCGCCACCGGAAUUGCAAGUCUGCUCCCGCCGCUAUCGCCUUCAUAAUUUCAUCAGCUGUUGAACGAGAAUAUUCUGCCUGGGCCGUUGUUCUGCUUCAGAGUUCAGAGCAAAUAGCAAUGGAUAAACGUGGUUGGCCGUGGAAGAGAAAAUCAUCUGAUAAGCUAGCAAUAGAGAGAACUAUUUUUUCUGCAUCAAGUUCUCCAGCAACUACUCCAGUCGUAGCUGGAAAUCAAGCCGACAAGGAAAAACAUGAUAUCAAUAAUAAAAGGCCAAAGCAUGUUAAAAUCUCAAUUGAAUCAUACAUGUACCUAACUGGCUUGGAGGAUCAAGUGAAGUCCUAUGAAGAACAAGUGCAGACGUUGGAGGAUGAAGUAAGGAAGAUGAAUGAAAAGUUGUCAGAAGCCCACUCGCAAAUGACUGAUAAAGAUAACUUGGUGAAAACCUUGGAGGAUGAAGUAAAGCAGAUGAAUGAAAAGUUGUCAGAAGUCCACUCGGAAAUUACUGAUAAAGAUAACUUGGUGAAACAACAUGCUAAAGUUGCCGAAGAAGCUAUCUCAGGUUGGGAAAAGGCGGAUUCCGAAGCUGCCAUGUUGAAAACUCAAGUUGAAUCCGUGACACUACUAAAGCUAACUGCAGAAGAUAGAGCCUUACAUUUGGAUGGUGCUCUCAAGGAAUGCAUGAAGCAAAUAAGAAACUUAAAGGAAGAACACAAUCAAAAGCUGCACGAACUAGUUCGUGACAGAACAAACAUCUUCGACAAGAUGAAGCGCGAACUCGAAUCGCAAAUUUCGAAUUUCGAGCAAGAUCUACUCAACACUGCAUCUGAAAACGCUGCUCUUUCAAGAUCUUUGCAGGAAAGGUCGAACGUCUUGCUUAAGAUAAGCGAAGAAAAAUCACGAGCUGAUGCCGAGAUAGAGUUUCUGAAGGGCAGGAUUGAGAUGUCUGAAAAUGAAGUGAACUCGCUCAAAUACGAGCUUCAUAUAUCUAGGAAAGAGUUGGAAAUACGCAAUGAGGAAAAGAACAUUAGCGUGCGGUCCUUAGAAGUGGCAAACAAGCAAUACCUUGAAGGAGUGAAGAAAAUUACUAAGCUCGAAACCGAGUGCCAGAGAUUGCGGGCCCUUGUUCGGAAAAAACUGCCAGGUCCAGCUGCAGUGGCCCAGAUGAAAUUUGAAGUCGAGAAUUCUAAGCGAGAUUAUAAUAAUGAGCUUCGUUUGAGAAGAUCACCAAGGUCGCCACUGAAACCUACUACUGAAUUUUCGCUUGACAACUCAAUUAAGUACCAGAAAGAGAACGAGCUAUUAACAUUACGUUUAAUGGCUAUGGAUGAAGAGAGAAGGGCUUUAAAGGAAGCAUUGGAAAAUUGUAACAGUUCACUGCAAGCUUCUAGAACUAUGCACACACAGACGGCCGGCAAGCUUCAACGUCUAGAAGCUAAUGCUCAAGUCUCUACCGAAGAUUUCUCCAAUAAGGAUGAAUAUGACGAUAGUGUGAGCUGUGCUGGUUCUUGGACUACAGUUUCUAUUUCUGGAAAUUCCUACUUUCAGAAGGAAAAAACUACCGGCAGUCACCUGGAGCUAAUGGAUGACUUUUUGGAGAUGGAGAAAUUAGCAGACAUGUCGAACGAGUCAAAUGGAACAGUUUUUGGUUCGGAAGUUUCAGUUAAAAACGACCAAAGAUUGCAAAUAGCCAUCUCGCGUCUUUGUGAUUUUGUAAGGACUCUUGGUAAAGAGGCUAAGGCUGUACUAAAAGCAUCCGAUGAUGAGGAUGAACUAAGUGGAGAGUUUGAUGCAUUCAGUACCAAAUAUUCUGAAUCUAUUAACAGCGAGAUCAAUUUAGCCGACUUUGUUCGAGACAUGUCUAGCAUUUUAAACAAGGCAAGUUCAAUGCAAUUCAAUUUCCCGGGAUUUAAGAGCUCUGAUGUGGGAAAUUUUGAUACUUCGGAUUGCAUCGACAAAAUUGCUUUACCUUCGAAUAAUUGUUCAAAGGUUUUGGAUUCCACAUCAGAACCUGAUAUCCUAAGUGAUGAGAAUAAUGUCCCAACCAACGAGUCGAAAGGGGAUUUGGGAAGAUGUUCAUUGGAGGAGUUUGAGAAGUUGAAUAUGGUCAAGGACAGGCUGGAAGCCGAUUUGGCUAGAUGUAGGGAAGAUUUCGAGAGCACCAAGUCCCGUUUGCUGGAAACAGAAAAACUACUAACUGAUGUUAAAUCAGAAUUAGCAUUAUCCCAAAAGUCAAACAGCUUGACCGAGACACAGCUCAAGUGCAUGGCUGAGUCUUACAGAGUGCUUGAAAUUCGGGCAGAGGAAUUGCAGAAGGAAGUUAAUUUUCUGAAUGGGAAAUUAGAGAAUUUGGAUAAUGAGCUGCAAGAGGAGAGGAGGAGUCAUCAAGAGGCAGUUGCUAGAUGCAAUGAUCUAUUGGAGCAACUACAAAGGAUUGACAUUUGUAAGGCUGGGGCAGCUGUUAAGACUAGCCAGGAGAAGGAAUUAGCUUCUGCAGCCGAAAAGCUGGUAGAGUGCCAAGAAACCAUAUUUCUUCUCGAUAAGCAGCUGAGAGCCUUACGCACCCAGAAAAACGUAAGCAGUCAACAGGUUGAAGUCUCGUCCGAGGAUAAAAAUGAUUAUGGUCCAUCUGAAAUUGAUAUGGCUAAUUCAUUCAGUUCCCGUAGAACAAGCAUGACAGAUUACACCUUGGAUCAUCUGCUCAAUGGUCCACCUAGUCCAACCGAGUCUCUAUCAAACGGAUCAAUUACAUCAAACAUAGGAUCAAAGCUUCCGAAAUCUCGUACCACAAGGUCUGGCUCAUCUUCUGCUUCUUCUACUCCCACACCAGAAAAGCAUGCACGUGGAAUUAGCAGAUUCUUUUCUUCCAAGGGAAAAAGCGCCCAUUUGCUUGUUUAGUAUAUGUGUUUUAAUAGUGAUAGCUCCAUUUGUAAAAAAGAAAGACCAUGACUGUAUUUAACUGCUCUUGUGCUUGGUUUUCAAUUUAAGAUUUUGAAUUUUAUUCUGCAUUGCCUAAAUAAGCUUUUUCUCCAGACCGGUCAAUAUUUGUCUUCACGAGAUUAAUAUCUGGAUGCAGCUUUUUGCAAGCAAAUAUAUUAGGAGUGUAACUUUUUCAUAAUAAGGUUGAUAAUGUCCAAUUUCAGAUUGACG